Oryza brachyantha (malo sina) is the source of this 922-nucleotide messenger RNA. RefSeq lists its product as uncharacterized. The coding region runs from base 232 to 768 and encodes 178 amino acids. The record is from RefSeq and is a predicted model, not a curated record. The transcript has 2 exons. Lineage: Eukaryota; Viridiplantae; Streptophyta; Magnoliopsida; Poales; Poaceae.
AUCAACCUAUUGGAACCGGAUUUACAAAUAUUUCCAUGAACACAAGACCUUCAAUUCAGAUCGCUCUCAAGGCUCACUUAAUCACCGUUGGACUGGCAUACGUGAUGCGGUCUUUGUGGAUGCUUAAGUCGGGUUGAGAAUAGGAAUCAAAGUGGUGUCACCAUUGAGGACAAGUUAUCGUAGGCUAGAAAGUUGUACAAGGCAGAAAAUGAAAAUAGAGCGUUCACAUACAUGGAGUGCUACCAUAUGUUAAAGAACCAACCAAAGUGGUUUGAUAAGCGUAUUGAGAUGGCAGAGUUGGAAGCUCAAAAAACACCAAACAAGAGGCAAAAGAGUACCACAAAAUCAACAGCUGUACUUUCAACAGAUGUGCCUACUGAAGGAAAUAUUGGUGAUGGGAGCGAGAGCACAAGAAUUGAUGCUGCUACAAAUACUCUAGAAAGACCAGUUGGAAGGAAGAAGAUGAAAGAAAAGUUGAGGCAACGAUUUGAUCGAUCCCAUAUCGAAUCAUUGGACUAUCUGUGGGCCAAGAAGAAAGAGGCUGAUGAGGAGAAAGAGAUCAAGAAAGAGGAGAGGUAUAAUCAUGCAUUCGCACUAGAAGAACAAAGAAUUGCAGCGGAAAAAGAGAAGUUUGAGUUCAAGAGGAUGAUAGAAGAAGAGAGGAUUUUGAGAACAGAUGUUUCUAACAUGGAUAUCUCUCAGCAAGAAUACUACAAGAACCUAAAGGACCAUAUUAUUAGUCGACGUCUAAAUAGCUCGACUGAAUAGUUGAAGAAUAAGUGAUUUGCCAUAUUCAUACAUGUUUGCUGAAUUUUUAGUUUUGUUGGACAUUCCUAGCAGAUUCGUAUUGUUUGUCACUGAACUAUAUGGUCUGGUGCUGUUUUGUACUUAGACUAUACUGAAAGUAUGAUGUUUUAGGCAA